This is a messenger RNA of Dovyalis caffra, 1650 nucleotides long. The record is from the annotation of a GenBank genome assembly. NCBI's taxonomy places the organism in Eukaryota, Viridiplantae, Streptophyta, Magnoliopsida, Malpighiales, Salicaceae.
AUGAUGCAAUCCUAUCCACAUCAAAUUUCAGCCAAUAACCCGAGCAUCCCAACCUUGGCUCUUUCACUAGAGUACAAUAAAUAUAUCAACUUGAUUAAUGGAGUAAUGGGGCUCGCAAAACGCAGGAGGCAUUUGAAGCCAAAAGGAGGCUGUAGCGGCACAUUUGCAAAUGCGAGCUGCAUUCCAAGUGAACGCAAGGCACUUCUCAAGUUCCGGGGAGAAGACUGCUGUACCUGGAAAGGAGUGGUUUGCAGCAGGACUAGUGGUUAUGUUGUCAAGCUUGAUCUUCGAAAUCAGUUUCAUCUAGAUGAGCUAGACAUUCUCUAUUUUGAUGACUAUUCUGGAAAUUAUAGCAGCGCUUUCUUGAAAGGUGAUAUAAAUCCUUCUCUUCUUGACUUGAAGCAUUUGGAAUUUCUGGACCUGAGCAUGAACGAUUUCUCUUCGAGCUCCGGAAUUCCAGGUAUCUUGCUCUUGGCACUUCUUCAGCUUUCGAUGCUCCUUAAAAUACCUGGACAGCUGGACUUGUCUGGUGCGAAGCUUCCGAAGGACAACAGUUGGUUGCAUUCCUUAAAUAUGCUUCCUUCUCUUCUAGAAUUACACUUAUCCCGUUGUCAGCUUCCAAGCAUUCCUCAAUUUCUGAAAGUUAAUUUCACGUCUCUUGAAUUGAUUGAUCUCAGUCAGAAUGGCUUUGGUUCUCCAAUUCCUCGUUGGUUGUUUAACUUCAGCAACAUUCAACAUCUUGAUCUUAGUAAAAAUGCUUUUAAUGGCUCCAUUCCUAGCGAGAUUAGCAGUUGUAAAUUCCUUGAAGUGCUUGACCUACAUGAGAACAAUCUUGAGGGUGAAAUACAAAAUACGCUGACAAAUCUGUGUAGCCCAUCUGGAUGCAUUCAUAAUAGUUUGAAGAUGUUGAAUCUUGGAUCAAAUACGCUCACUGGCUAUUUUCCAGUUCAACUUGCCCAGUUUAAGCAUAUAGAAUACCUUAAUCUCGAAUCAAACUCAUUUCAAGGUCCGAUCCCAGUUAAUUCUCUUUCUGGUCCAAUUCCUGAAGCCAUUGGCCAUAUGUGGCCCAAAUUACAUAAACUACACCUCUCCGGCAACCAGCUGAAUGGAAGUAUUCCACUUUCCAUAUGCAAGAUGAAGGAUUUGGAUACUCUUGAUCUGUCCGAAAAUCAGCUAUCUGGGAGACUUCCUCGGUGUUGGGGGCAGUUGACUAGUCUAGAGGUGAUAGAUCUUUCAAAUAACAAUCUGAGUGGCCGUAUUCCUACUUCUUUGGGUUCUGUAGAAUUUCUCGCUUCUUUACAUUUGCAGAGAAACAGUUUUGAAGGAAAACUCCCCGCAUCAUUGACGAAGCCAAAAUACUUGAAAACUCUCGAUCUGGGCAAGAAUGCAUUUACUGGCUCUAUUCCUUCAUGGAUAGGUGAAAAGUUUUCUCUGGAAUUACUAAGCAUUCAUUCUAACGAGUUUGAUGGCGAGGUUCCUCUGGAGCUUUGCCACCUUUCUCAACUUCGAGUGCUGAACUUGGCGCGAAAUAGGAUUGUUGGAACUCUUCCUCGUUGUUUCAGCAACUUUUCUGCUAUGAUUGGAGAGGCAUUGGCACGUGAACCCUGGUUAUACGCAGGAGCUUAUGACGAGAACGCUUUGGUUGGGUGA